Messenger RNA from Sphaeroforma arctica JP610, 712 nucleotides. RefSeq lists its product as hypothetical. Gene Ontology annotation, biological process: proteasome-mediated ubiquitin-dependent protein catabolic process. Lineage: Eukaryota; Ichthyosporea; Ichthyophonida. The record is from RefSeq and is a predicted model, not a curated record. The coding region runs from base 146 to 712 and encodes 188 amino acids. The transcript has 3 exons.
UGAUUAUAUAUACGUACAGAGAGCAUAUAUUUGUAGGCAAUACUGUGUCGUUUGUAGUCUAUAGUAUAUAUAUUUUGAUAAAUAUAUACAUAUAUACGCAUCUAAGGCGUCCGUAUCUGAUAUAUCCGUAUAGUCUAACGCAAAGAUGAUGUCUGGAGCGCCGGUAGAGGAUGAGGGAGCGGAGAAGAUCCCUAAGAUGUACUUAGCACAGUGUGUAUUCGAGCUUCAAAAUGCAUCGACAUUAAACUUAACUUCUGAUGAAAUACAGAAGAACAAAGACUCGAUUAUGACCGAUAUAAAGGAGAGUAAAAUGGCACCUUUCUAUGAGAGUGUGGGUGCGCAAUUAGGAUGGGAAGUAGAUACAAAGGUCUUGAAGGAGUAUCAGGAGGACAACGAAGCGAAUGUGAAGAAAUUACAACUUACACUAGAAGACGCCGUAGAGAAUCUCGGCGAGACGGAAAUCAGAGAAGCCAACCUGGCAAUAGCAGAGCACUACAGUAGGAUUGGUGAUUGGCCUGCCUCUGACUGUAAACGGGUCUUGAUCGUGUCCAGAGGGAAUAGAGCCAGAUCUACUGAAGUGCCGGCGAUACCACCGGCUAACAGUGAAGCCAUGAAUGAUGGAGCGCUCAUAGUGCAGAUACUUGACAGUGGCGUCAGCACGCAGUCAGACUCUGACGCUAAACUCAAACCGUUUUCCGUUAAAACUUUUUAA